Chelonoidis abingdonii (Abingdon island giant tortoise) is the source of this 817-nucleotide messenger RNA. RefSeq names its product nicotinamide N-methyltransferase-like. Gene Ontology annotation, molecular function: N-methyltransferase activity. Gene Ontology annotation, cellular component: cytosol. The record is from RefSeq and is a predicted model, not a curated record. Lineage: Eukaryota; Metazoa; Chordata; Testudines; Testudinidae.
AUGUGCAGACUCAGAGCGAGCACCAUGGCUGAGUUCACCGGAGGAGAUGAUUACCAGGCAGAGUUUGAUCCAAAGGCCUAUCUCGGAUAUUACAAAUUUGGGGAAGGCACCUGCGGAGAAGAAUAUCUUAACUUUGUCUUGAAACAUUAUUGUAAAACCUUCACUUCAGGUGUGGUGACAGGGGACUCCCUGAUUGAUAUUGGCAGUGGCCCCACCAUCCACCAGCUCCUCUCUGCCUGCGAGUCCUUUAAGGAGAUCAUCGUUUCAGACUACACAUACCGGAACCACCAGGAACUGGAGAAAUGGUUGAAGAAUGAGCCAGAAGCGUUUGACUGGACUCCAGUGGUGAAAUACGUGUGUGAGCUAGAGGGAAACAGGGGAAAGGAGGCUGAGAAAGAAGCAAAAUUAAGGAAAACCAUCAAACAGGUUCUAAAAUGUGAUGUCCACCAAAGCAACCCCAUGGAUCCAAUCGUCCUGCCUCCAGCUGACUGCCUGGUCUCAUCACUGUGCUUGGAAUCUGCUUGCAAAGAUCUGACCGCUUAUCGCAUUGCUCUGAAGAACAUCAGCUCCCUGUUAAAGCCAGGAGGGCACUUGGUGCUGAGUGGAGUUUUGGGCUGCAGUUUCUACAUGGUUGGCCCCAAAAGGUUCUCGUGUUUGGUCCUGGGAGAGGAAUUUCUUAGAGAAGCCCUCAGUGACACUGGCUUCAUCAUUCAGGAGUUUGAGGUUCGCGGCAGGGAUGAUAAUAUUGAUGACAGCUGUGAUUUUUCUGGAAAGUUCUUUAUUCUCGCUCACAAAGAAGAAGCAAUAUAAAUCCUUU